AUGCCGCUGAUCGAAGAACUCCCGGUGUCCGGCGGGACUCGUAUCUCCCACGGCUGGGCGUACGUUCCUGAUACAGGGGCAACAGUCACCGCGGCGCAACCCAGUUCCCGCAAGCGCGGACGAGACGGCAACAUUGCGUCUGCAGCAUCCAACGCACAAGCCGCGCACAAGUUAUCCGCAAAGCAGGAAAAGGCCAUACAGCAACGACUGAACGAUCUGGGCAAGGAAAACCAUCGCGAAAUCCACAUCGCCAUACCGAAGCGCGAGACCGCUGCCGGCACGGCCGCACGAGCAAAAUCCACACCGAACGUACGUCGCAUAUUAGGCUACAGCAGGACGUUCCAGCAUUACCUGGCCGACGAGGAGGCGGGGGUGAAUGUAUACGGUGCCGCUGCCGCCAUCGCCGCCGGCGCUAGUGGCGGUGCAUCAGCCAGCACUGCCGCCUCGUCGAAGAACACCGAUGCUCGAAAGCGGACAGAGACCAAGACAUCGGCGCAGAAGAGGACGAGCUCGGUGAAAGAGACAAGAAAAGCCGGCUCGGCGGCUCCACCGCCGACGACUAAGGGUAAAAGAGGGGGAAGAACGAGGGGGAAUGCUGCUACUAACGCGGUGGAAGGAGACGGGGAUAUUGAGAUGAUAGAUGCCCCCCCUUCUCCGGCGGCGAAUGUGAAGAAGGAAACAACGACAGAGGUACAGCAAAACGUUCAACAACAAGGGAAAAAGACCGAGACUCAACAACAGGCAAUUUAUGAUCCGGCACUGGACAAGGACCCGUUACUCAAGACGCGCGAUGUGCCCAAGCCGCCGACGGAGCGUGUAAUGCAAGCUCUCUUGGCCGAACCGAUGCUGAGUUAUAACGCCGCAAGAGCGAAACCCUUGCAGGGGGCGGACAACCCGGAGUUUGAGAUCCGGACGGGGAGCAGCGUCCUCAUGGCGAAGCCUCAGCGCUGGUUUUGUUCUGUCUGCGGCUACUGGGGCAAAGUGAGGUGUCGACACGGCUGUGGAGAGAGAGUUUGUGGACUGUUGGAGUGCUGGAGAGGCCACGAAGGCGUCUGUGCCUUGGCUGGAUAUUGA
Molecule: messenger RNA, 1074 nt
Organism: Exophiala spinifera
Lineage: Eukaryota; Fungi; Ascomycota; Eurotiomycetes; Chaetothyriales; Herpotrichiellaceae
Exons: 1
Coding region: 1-1074 (357 amino acids)
Biological process (GO): chromatin remodeling
Cellular component (GO): Swr1 complex
Molecular function (GO): nucleosome binding
Source: RefSeq, a predicted model, not a curated record